CUCAGCCACAGAGUUAGCUGUUGGCCCUUAUUCUAUUGCUCCUAGUAAUAUAAAGAGCAGAUAAAAUACGCAAACACCUGGUGGGCAGCAGCUGCCUUAUCUGCUCACUGUGCCUUCUCUGCUUCCUUCGAAUUCGAUCCUUCCAAUGGGCAGCUUCGCCAAGCACAUGAUCCUUUGCCACAUGACCCCGACGCCAUCCACCCCCGGCCACCACCACCACCAGCAGCGCCGCGGGGUGGAACCACCGCCUCGUCCUCCUGCGGUAGCCGAAGAGAAGCCUAACCACUCGACGCGGCGGUGGACGGUGCUGUCGACGGUACUAACUGCCUCCACGGCGCUGGGCCUACAGCGGGCGCCGCCGGCCGCCUUGGCGCAGGCCGAGCAGAGCUGGGGCACCCGGUCCUUCAUCAAGGAGAAGUACUUCCAGCCGGGGCUGACGCCGGAGGAGGCGGCGGCGAGGAUCCGGCAGACGGCGGAGGGGAUGCGGGACAUGCGCCACAUGCUCGACACCAUGUCCUGGCGCUACGUCAUGUUCUACGUCCGACUCAAGUCGGCCUACCUCGACGCCGACCUCAAGAACGCCGUGGCCGCCGUCCCGGAGCCCCGCCGCAAGGCCUUCGUCAAGACCGCCAACGAGCUGGUGGACAACAUGGCCGAGCUGGAUCGUUAUAUACGCAGCCCAAAGGUAUACGAAUCGUACCUCUACUACGAGAAGACGUUGAAGUCACUGGAUGAGUUGGUUGCACUGCUGGCCUAACAUGACGGGAGGGAGGAGAUCAGAUCGCUGUGCGGGAUUUGGUGCAGGAUUAGUUGCAAACUGGUGUCUGUUAUAACGGAUGCACCGUAUGAUCGACUUCUUGUUUGAUCGGAGGUUUGUAUGUACAUAUAUUGAUGAAAACUGUUGCCAUGUCCGAUAAAUUGUUAGUUGUUAUUUGUUCCAAAAAUGAAGCAAAAUAACAAAAAUAAUGGAUAGAAAUUAUUUUGUUGCGAGGUAA
Messenger RNA from Musa acuminata subsp. malaccensis (wild Malaysian banana), 995 nucleotides. Its product is annotated as photosynthetic NDH subunit of lumenal location 2, chloroplastic. NCBI's taxonomy places the organism in Eukaryota, Viridiplantae, Streptophyta, Magnoliopsida, Zingiberales, Musaceae. Gene Ontology annotation, cellular component: photosystem II oxygen evolving complex; photosystem II; extrinsic component of membrane. Gene Ontology annotation, molecular function: calcium ion binding. The record is from RefSeq and is a predicted model, not a curated record. Gene Ontology annotation, biological process: photosynthetic electron transport chain; photosynthesis.